AAAGUUACUACAAGGUUGUUCUUUGACCAACGAGUUCAAAGAUGAGAAUGUGACGUACCGAUACUCGCUAGUAUGAACCUGUAAUUAACGCAAAAAUAGCAAAGUAUGAAUUCUUUGUUUGUUCAUUUCAGAUAGUUGUUUUCUAACACCUUCCAUUCUUCGUAAAACUUGCAGUAGGGUGCAUCACACUUUGAAGCGUUUAGUAUUUGUUACAGUUAUUUUACUCAGAAGGGGUAGGACCAUUGCGGUAGAUAAUUGAACUGUAAAUUGGUACUGCCCCUGGUAAGUGUCAUAACGCUUAUGCUAUCGGGCGAAACCAUUGUUUAAUACCGGUUUACAAGGUUAUUUACCCAAUAACGCAAUGUAAUGGUCCGUUGCCCUAAGGCAUGCACCUUCCAUGUUUUAUAAUGUUAAUCUGGUUGUAAAACCCCAUGAUCGAAGUGUCAUUAGAUAUCGAAAACAGGACCGAAAUUUGGUAAAAUAGCGCUGUAAAAUAUUCUGUCCAAAAGCUUUGAGACAUAAAUAAUGGACGAAAAAUCGUGUGUCCGAAAAUUAAGAGUCAUGAAAAAUAAUUAUUUUUGCUAAAAAAGGGGGUGUCCGAAAACUUAGAGUGUCCGAAAACAUAGAGUUAUUACGGUAUUUAAUUUAUUGUAAUCGUUUUGCACUAAUGUAAAUACAAUCAGUUCUCAUCCACGUAGCUUUUAUAACUAACUCGUUUUUGAAAAACGCCAUGCACUAUUACUACACAUGGGAACGCAUAUCCAUUGAAACCAGUUCAAACUGUAACUAAAUCAUGUGAUGGGUUGUGGAAUUAUUUCUUAAUAUAUAACUGAAUCUCGUUCUGGAAAAUCAGUGCUUAAGGCAUGUGUGUAAAUUAUCGUCUCAGACUAGCCUGAUCAGUCCGCACAGACUAAUCUGGUGCGACACUUUCUGCUUUAACUGGAUUUUCGCUUAAACAGACAUCCUUUAAACGAAAUAAACUAUAGAAGCGAUAAGUGUCGUUAUGGAUUACCUUGUACGGACUGCACAUGAAAAUCUUUGACGUCACUUAACGCUCAUGUAUUAAGCUCCAUUUUUCCAGAGCGAAACUUAUUACUAUAAAUGAUUUGUUCAGCACCAUUGUUCAUCUCGACAUGCUCAUUUGGCCAAAGUGGAAAGCAAGGCUGAGGACCUGUUCCUCCAAGAUUUUGCCAGGCGUUUGUACAAACAUGGUUGAACCACUACCUCGUUUUGCUGGCGCGGUCAAUCAGAAGUUUAAGUAGAAUCGCCACGAAUUUAUUCCUGACCACACAUUUGCCAACUCCUUCUGGCUCGGUGGCACGGACUCAAACAUAGAGGGUAUAUGGACCUGGUACUCGGACGAUUCGGACUUGGAAACACCAGUUGGCCUCAGAGUCACCCGGGUCCAACGGGCGAUCACCAGGACUGUCUAAUAUUGUUCGCUCCUAACAACUACCAGUGGUACGAUUUCGAGUGUGAAAUUCUUGCACACCCUUUGUGUGAGAUCGACUCGAUUGCAUCGAAAGAUUCAGGCUUAUUGCAACGCUCUCGAGUCCGUUUCCUGGGCCUAGAAACAGUACUUGGUGUCUUUGCGGGAGAUCUAAAGAACGCUCCCACAGAUCGAACCCGUGACCUCCAGGUCGCUUGGCGGACACUAUAUCUAUUAAAUCACGGCGAUUUUUUAAUGCAUUUUUUUAUUAAUAAAGCAAACACAGAUACAGACAAUUUUAAAAUGUACGUGAUUGGCCUGAAUGCACCGGGAAGAAAUGAGAAUUAUGUACAGAUUCCUGUGUAUCGAGGACGAACCAGCUAUCAAGGCUUAUCAAAGCAUAUCGUUUAUUCGAUACAUUAAUCAAUGGUAUGAUAAAGGAGGUUUUUUAUCUGACGAUUAUAUGUGUAUUUAAAAAAAAUAUCAUUAAACACAAAGAGAGUGUUGUUUGAAGAACAUAUUCGUUUAAUAGCACCUGCUGAAUGGAUUAAUGGAUUAAAGAUGAUGUUAAUACACGUGAGUUUGACAUAAAAGGCAGUUCAUCAAACUGUAUGGAAAUGAAAGCUUUUAUAGACAUAAAUCUGAAUCCUUUUGUGAAACAAAUGUAAUAAGACUAUGCAUGUAAAUUAAAGAAUAUGAUUAUGUUGUAGUUUAAAAAACUUGAACAUUGUUGCAUAUGCGAAACAAUAAUUGAAUCAUGUUUUAGGAAAAUCACUGAAGAUAGCUUCAAUAAAGUAUCACUUAUUAUUAAAACUGAGAUUUAAAAUGCUUGCAUUCGUCAAAAGGUGUUUGAUGUAGGUGUCGAACUUAUCUUUGUUUUUCACAUACUUAAGUACAUUUCGUGUUAUAACAAAUGUAUAUAACCAUGCUAGAUAACAGAAAUAAAAACAAUUGACUCAGCCCACUUGUUCAAAUGCGAGGAUCGUUAGAUAUUUGUGUUUCGAAAUUUACAAGAAAAGGCGAACGUGAAAAAAUGUAAAACAAAAAUGAGGAAUGCUAUUUUAUUGGUUGUUGACGACAGUGACAUCAUAAAAGUACAUACAAAUGAUAUCAUUAAGCGAAUUAGAGAGGUCAACCCUCGACGUCAGGUUCUCGUCCGAAGUAUUUUAAAUAUGGAUGGCAUCGAGGAAUAUGAAAUAUGGAAGUGCGUUUUCAUCACGGACGGUGCAAAAAAAACUCUGGAAACACAAUGUGUCAACCUUUGGAUAGAAAAAAUGACUAAAAGAAGAUCACCCAAAUGUAUUAUGAUAAACCUUCACGAUCCUGAAUCUGGCGUCAUUCACAUAGACGAGCCUAAGCUUUCUGUUUGUACGUCAGACAUCGUGAUGAUUGACACGAUAUCCAAUUAUGAACAAUGGUGGCCACGUGUUUUUGACCUUAUACAUGAAAAUCCUGGCUGCCUUGAGACAUGCCGAAGUAUACAAAAUGUUGAACUAAAACCUAUUAUGUUUCGAGUACUGGCAACGAUUUGCCUAUUGCUUAAUAUUCCGUUGGUUAUUGCAUGGACAUGUGUGUGUUUUCCAGUGUGUUUUGUUUUAAUAAGUGUUAAUAUCUCCGACAGCAACUGUAGUCAUUGGUGUUUAUUUAUCGUUCAGACAAUAUUCACAAUACCGUUCCUGGGUCUUGGAUGGCAACUAUAUUCUGAUGAAUACCGGAAGAGCCAUGAUAUCCGACUAAACAAAACUGAGGUGGUCAUUAUCUUCAUGAUAAUAAUACCAUUUUGUGUCUUCGUUUGGGGUUGUAUAGGCAGUCGAAUUCUUCGGAAUUCAAAGUUUGAAGUGAUGCACGUCUUUGAACUACCAGCCCGACUGUGGGUUGGGCUAGAUCUGAGCUGUAUUCUGAGUAUGUGCAAAGCAACACAACAGUUGCCAACAUUUAUUUACAAAAGCAUACGAUUAUCCUUUUUGAUAAUGUCUUUAUUGUUGAAUAUACCUUAUUUAUUAAUUUUGCUUUCAGUAUGUGCUGUAAUAUGGGUUAUUUUACUCGCAUUAGAAAUAUUGUGUACAAUUGGAGGAGGUAAACUUGAAGACAUUUUCACAAUUAAUCAAUCUGGAUCCUGUAACGUUAACCAUAUCUUUGAUUUACACAUUACGGGAAUGUUCAGUACAAUAUCUAUCAUAUUUGGUGUAAUUGCAACAAAAUACAACAUCGACUACUGGAAUGAUGGCAAAAUAAUAACAAUUGUAUUGAAUUACGAAUGGACGAUUGCUGUGUUUUGUGUCUUAAUUCCACUUUACUUCAUAGUAUGGGUCUCAUUUGUAAGUCACGUUGCUAAACAUUUAUUCAAUUGCAAAUGGGGCAUUUUUUCAAUGAUAGGUAAACUAUGCUAAGCUUCUGUCUUCUGACCGACAAGUUAUAUGGUACUAUGAUAGAAUUCCGUUAUUAUUUUUAUAAUGGGCUAAUCGUUGUGAGUUGCAAGUAAAUUGCUUUUUGUUUAUAUUGUUUGCGAAGGUUUUGGAUAUUCUCAUUUUCUCAAUAAUGACCACGUCCUGACAUUAAAAUAUAGAAAAAUUAUUUCCAAAAUUUGAGUGCGAAGUGAAUAACAAUUAUUACAAGAUUGCAUUUUGUUUUGAUUUGUGAGUAUUUCCAAAUGUUAAAAUUGCAAAACUGACGAAUCUUAAACAAAAACGAACUUAAAUGAAAUGUUUUACAUCACAUAUUUCUCUUUUAUUUUCUUAAUAAAAUCGUCGAAUUAAGUUGUAAUAAAAAAGCAACUCAUACAAUUAAAAUUAAUUUUAAAUAAUAAGUCUUGUAUAGUUUUUAACACAAUACUAUCUUGUAUUUCUUAUUAAAUCAGUGUUAUUUAUACUGUAUUCUCAUGUAAUGUAUGUUCAUUUUAGGUUGUUUUUGGUACAAUCAAUACAUACUUAGCUUAUUUUUUAAAAAAACACG
Dreissena polymorpha is the source of this 4381-nucleotide messenger RNA. Its product is annotated as perlucin-like. The coding region runs from base 2476 to 3819 and encodes 447 amino acids. Lineage: Eukaryota; Metazoa; Mollusca; Bivalvia; Myida; Dreissenidae. The transcript has 5 exons. The record is from RefSeq and is a predicted model, not a curated record.